Molecule: messenger RNA, 1182 nt
Organism: Chelonoidis abingdonii (Abingdon island giant tortoise)
Lineage: Eukaryota; Metazoa; Chordata; Testudines; Testudinidae
Source: RefSeq, a predicted model, not a curated record
CUCGCGCUGCCUGGGGUCGCCCGUGGGAGGGAGGGAGCGAGCGAGCGGUGCGUGCCGUAGCGUCACGUGGUGUGUGUGAACGUGGGAGGAGGGGUGGCUCCGCGGCACGAAGCCGGGGCUGGCGCGGUGGGAAGAGGCAGUAGCAUGGCGGCGUCUCUGGGCGGGCUGGGCCUCCUGCAAGGCAGAGUCAGGUUGGCUGCGGCAGCCGCUGCCUCUUCGCCUCUCAGCCGGACGGGCGCGCGGGGGCUGGUGCGGGGAGGGGCUGCUUGUUCUCCGACGGGGAGGGGCUACAGCUCGGAGGCGAAGGGGGAGGAGGAGCUGCGGGUCCGAUACCUGGACGAGGAGAACCAAGGAAUUGUGGUACUUGGAUUAAACAGAUCUCGUGCCAAAAAUGCACUUAAUAAAAAUCUUAUAAAAAUGAUGUCAAAAGCUGUGGAUGCUCUGAAAUCUGAUAAGAAAGUACGAACUGUUAUAUUCCGAAGCGAAGUCCCUGGGAUAUUCUGUGCUGGUAUGCAAACUUCAUUUUACUGUGAAGUUGGAUAUUUGUAAUCUAGCAUUGUAGUAGAAAUGGCCCAGAUUCCAAGGAAGCAUUGUAUCUUGUCACAUUCAAAAGCUGUCAAAAGCUGUGGAUGCUCUGAAAUCUGAUAAGAAAGUACGAACUGUUAUAUUCCGAAGCGAAGUCCCUGGGAUAUUCUGUGCUGGUAUGCAAACUUCAUUUUACUGUGAAGUUGGAUAUUUGUAAUCUAGCAUUGUAGUAGAAAUGGCCCAGAUUCCAAGGAAGCAUUGUAUCUUGUCACAUUCAUCUCAGUUGUAAGCAAAACCUCUUCUUGUGAUUUUCCUUGAUUUUUAACAAGAAAGAAACAUCUGUUUCAUUCUGUUUUCUUCUUUUUGCAUCAUAAAGAACACUUCACAAUAUGUAGUAGAUUUUUUUUUUUCAAAGUAGUGGAUAAAUGCAUUAUGUUGAACUCUUAAAAGACUUACUUAUAUUCUGGAAUGAGAGCCUAAUAUUGCUAAGUGGUUAAUGGGACUGGUAGCAUAUGAAUGGUAGAUAGAGAAGGAUGCUUUCUUUACUUUCAACUUGGAGGUAUAAAAUCCAUAAAAACAACUUGUGAAACCAGGCUAACAGUAUGGCAGGGAUCGGCAACCUUUGGCACAUGGCCUGUCAGGGUGAGCCCCUGGUGG